AUGAUUUCGUAUUUCUUAAUUUGCCUGGUGCUUGUACAACUUAGCAAAGCAUGUAUCCCAACUCAAAAUGUGGACCCUUAUCCUUGCAAAACAUGUGCAAAAGUGUACGACAGCACGUGCCAAGGUACUGGUAUUCCAAGUCCUUCAAAUUGGUGUGCUACUGCCUCUGACGUAGGCGUAAGCUAUACAUUAGGCCCAAUUGACCCCGAGUACUGGGUUUAUAACACUGAGGAUGACACUUGCUGGACAAUUCUCUCAUGUCCAUCUGGAACAUCAGCAAGAUACUUGUUAACCGGUGGUAUCACGUCUGAAGGGAAUUAUGGUGGAAUGGAGACGGUUUCGUUCUGCAAAGAAUCUGGAGUUGGCGCAGGAGAGUGGGCAGUGUGGUUAGGAGAACAUAUACCUCUGGAUAGUAUGAGAUGUCAGAAUGUUUGA
This is a messenger RNA of Caenorhabditis remanei, 435 nucleotides long. RefSeq lists its product as uncharacterized. The record is from RefSeq and is a predicted model, not a curated record. NCBI's taxonomy places the organism in Eukaryota, Metazoa, Nematoda, Chromadorea, Rhabditida, Rhabditidae. The transcript has 3 exons. The coding region runs from base 1 to 435 and encodes 144 amino acids.